Molecule: messenger RNA, 2389 nt
Organism: Morone saxatilis (striped sea-bass)
Lineage: Eukaryota; Metazoa; Chordata; Actinopteri; Moronidae
Exons: 4
Coding region: 97-2262 (721 amino acids)
Source: RefSeq, a predicted model, not a curated record
UUUCAGGACAAAGACAGGACAGAGGAUGAUUUAUUGUUAUCUGGGUUAUUCGUUUUAAUCAACGGUCUGCUGCUGCAGGUGGUUGAACUCACUGCCAUGGCUCUUCCAUUUGGAGUUUCUUGGCUUUGCACUCUGAUGUUAUGGGGCUGCAUUUGUUUUCUUCCUCAAAAAGGUUGCAAUAUUGCACAUGGCUACUCUGUCAGUAAUCAUGCAGAAGAGCUUGGUCCACAAACCUCAAACCAGUUUCAUUCUGGAGCAUCUUUAAACACGGACCACGACCCUGUUAGUCCAAUGGACGACAUGCAAAACUUUGAUUCCCUUCAGAGAGAACCAGUCCACUAUGAAAACAAUGAGGAUGCGAGCUCUGUUACAAGCCUCAGUGAAGAGAGCAACCCAGACUCAGAACAUGAGCCAGAUGAGUUUUCAGUGGACCCCUCGAUGCAGAAAUAUGUGCAAGAAAGUGCUGGUAAUCAACACCCCUUUGGCCUUUUAGUGAAGGAGCACAAACAAAAGACUUCUACAGAGGGUGUCAGUUUCCCAACAAUUAAAGAUUUCAAACACUUUAUAGAAACUAUUAAAAGCUCCUUCUUAAUGCCAGGAAGUGACUUGAGUGGACAUUUUCAAACUGAACAGGACAUUAUGGAAAACGAGGUGAUUUCUAAUGCUCAAAAUAUUAAGAGCGAGCCUGAUGCCCACGAUGGCGUCAGUGAAAACGAUGUCUGGAGUGAACCUGCGGAUACAUCUACCUACCAAAUGCCAAGUGAAAGCCUCUCUGUCCCUGAUCCCGUCGACUCCACUGCAACUCUCCUUUCUACCAGUGUUUAUGACAACCAAGGCUCGGGCUCUGCUCCCUACCCACUCCCUCAUUCAGCAGCCUCUGAGUAUGUUUCAAGUAAUUAUGGAAAUUUUGACACUAGUGGGAAAAACCCCGAUAUUUUCACAAGCUCUGAAUAUGCGCAAGAUGAAGCCGUUCCGUCAACAAGCUAUGAGCUCCCUGAACAAAUACCCUCAGGCUCAUUCUUCAGCGGCCGUGUGACUGCAUCUCCUGCCAACCCUCCAAACAACCCAUCUCAAGAGCUCAGCUACUAUCCAAGUAAAACAUCCAAUAUAAUGCCUUCAGCCUCUAAUGGGAAACAACCAAUAUCUACAUCUCACAGUGAAGACUCUUUGACAGGGUAUCAAAAACCAUCUGGUGGCUUUGAAUUUGAAGAUUUCCAAAGUGAGCAGCUAGGCAGAGUGACUCCAGCCAAUGUCGUGUCUGCACCAAAGCCCCCAUUGUUGAAUUCCUACAGCAAAAGUGUAUAUGUCAAUGCACCCAGAGGUCACCUCAACAUCUUAGAUUAUCUACCAAAACCUCUGGAAAGACCAGCCCCAUCAUUUCAAGCAUAUCAACCCACUAUUGGCAAGGAAUCAAAGUAUAUAAACAACACCCCCACUGUUCAGCUGCCUGCAUCUAGUGGUUCUGUUUCUUCAGGCUCUGACAACUUUUCACCACAGAGGAGUAAUGGUCAUGUGGGUGUUCAAACAAGCAGCCCACAUGAUGCGGAGGAUCAAAUGUUCAACAGAAAGCAGCCGGUCCUGCACCCCCGAGUGUUUAUUGGCUCAAGCAGACGCGAUGGCUAUCUGGGAGACCAGAGAAUCGGCGUUACUCGUCCGUCCAGCUUAUCUGACCAGGCAAAAGACGAGGAGGGAUCAGGAUUCACUGAGCUGAAUCCAGUUUCUGGGAUCUCGUCUCAGGUGGGAGUUGGUUAUGUAAGUUUCAACUCUCUAACCAACUUGGCUCCAACCUCAUUAUCCGAGACAGCGCUUUCAAUAUUAGCUGGCAAUGAAGUCACGUCCAGGGACUUUGGAAUCAAGAAUAAAAUCUCUAAUAGGUUUCAAACCGGUGAUACACGUGACGCCGGAAACACUCUGGGCUCAUUUUCUACCCCACAAAAACAAGGCACUUCUCUAAAUGAUGCAACCAGCUUUCUGCACACGUUCGUACAACCAACCAAAGUACGGAAGCCUCUUAAACGGCCGUCUGGUUCUGCUUUAAGCGGUGUCUUUCGGAGGAAUGGUGGCAACACAAAAAGGCUUCGUUCUCAAACUGGCCCCGACGUGUCACAACCAUCUGUAAACGCAUACAUUGUGCAGUCCAGAAACGCCUACGUGAGGAGCAAAAUGUCUCGAUCAAACACCCGUUAUGCACCGUAUCGGCUGGAUGGAGGCAAAACUGGUACACGCCAAUGGAAACCUGCUCCAAUGCUACACAAAUACUGAAUGAGAGAACAGAGAGAACCACACUUUUAAGAGAGAUAUGGAUCUUUUGUCGUCUUCAGCCGGGAGGAAAAUCAAGAUUCUGCAGUUCUACAAACAUCUGCUCUAAUUAGUAAAGGCAUGAAAUAUU